Naumovozyma dairenensis CBS 421 is the source of this 1062-nucleotide messenger RNA. It is a transcript of the gene RNH1, whose product is annotated as RNA-DNA hybrid ribonuclease. Gene Ontology annotation, molecular function: magnesium ion binding; RNA-DNA hybrid ribonuclease activity; nucleic acid binding. The transcript has a single exon. The record is from RefSeq and is a predicted model, not a curated record. NCBI's taxonomy places the organism in Eukaryota, Fungi, Ascomycota, Saccharomycetes, Saccharomycetales, Saccharomycetaceae. Bases 1 to 1062 code for a protein of 353 amino acids. Gene Ontology annotation, biological process: DNA replication, removal of RNA primer.
AUGGGACCAAGAGCAUUUUACGGUGUUAACCAGGGAUUCCAACGUGGCGUAUUUUACAGUUGGCACGAUUGCGAACAACAGGUAAAAGGUUACAAAGGAGCUAUUUUCAAGAAGUUUAAUAGUUUCGAAGAGGCCAAAAAUUUUGCGCAUGGGACUAGCUCAAACAACUCGAACAAUCGAGGCCUUCGCAAUGAAAAUAAUAACUCUAAGAUUAAGAAUAGGAUGAAUAAUGCCAGGGCUCCGGAUGUAGGCAUUAGGAAACAACAUAGUCUACCGUCACACCUACCAAGAGAUGCUGCUGAAAGGAUUGUGAAACAUACUAAAUUUUACGCAGUAAAAAGUGGGAACCCAACUGUUCAAAGUAUGAUUUUCAGGAGUUGGCCUGAAUGUAAAAGUUAUAUUUAUCGUCAAAAAGGUCUGUCAUUCAAAAGUUUUGAUUCUCUAGAGGAUGCAGAAAACUUUAUCAAUGGUGUAUCGAAUCCUUCUUUAGACUAUGACUUGAUGGGGGUCCGUUCCCUGGAAUUUCAGACUAUAUAUAAGCUAAAUCCAUUCAAUACUGCUUUCUAUACUUCCAAAUGUAACGUCUAUUGUGACGGUUCUUCAUUAGGGAAUGGGAAAUAUGGUGCUCGUGCUGGUUAUGGUGUGUUUUUUGAGACCCAGCCUUCGCUUAACAUUUCGGAUAGAUUAAGAAUAGGUGCUCAAACCAAUAAUAGAGGUGAAAUACAAGCUGUCUCUGAGGCAUUGAAGGCUAUUUGGAAAAUCCUGAGUACAUCGCCUAAUAAACUGAAUUUUCAAAUCAUAACAGAUUCUGAAUAUGUUGCGAAGUUAUUGAAUGACAGAUAUAUGACGUACUCAAUUGAUAAGAUACAUAUUUUACCGAACCAUGAUUUGAUUGUACCAUUAUUGGCAUACUUCACUUGUGUGAAGAAAUAUUAUGAAAUCAAUGCUGAUUUCUUUGCCAAUAAAGGGAACUUUAAGAUUGAGUGGGUAAAAGGCCAUGCUGGACAUUAUGGGAACGAAAUGGCCGAUGAACUGGCAAGAAGAGGGGCAUCUAUGGACUGA